Messenger RNA from Hyphopichia burtonii NRRL Y-1933, 1572 nucleotides. It is a transcript of the gene RRP9, whose product is annotated as Rrp9p. The coding region runs from base 1 to 1572 and encodes 523 amino acids. The record is from RefSeq and is a predicted model, not a curated record. NCBI's taxonomy places the organism in Eukaryota, Fungi, Ascomycota, Pichiomycetes, Serinales, Debaryomycetaceae. Gene Ontology annotation, cellular component: small-subunit processome. Gene Ontology annotation, molecular function: protein binding; snoRNA binding. The transcript has a single exon.
AUGGCUGGAGAUUCAUUCUUAUCGGAUCCUUCGAGGAAAAGAAAGCGUUCGAACAAGACCACCAGCACUGUGAGACAAGGCAAGUCCAAGAGCGGAGGAGCCAGACCAAGCUCAAACCAGCACGAUGAAGAGAUAUCAAGUGGGUCAGAUUCCGAUGGUGGCAAGGGAAAUGAAGAAGAAUACGAUGAAGAGAACGUUUCUAGUGAUGAAGAGUUUGUGCAAGAGAAUGCUGCGGAUAAAAGAAGACGAUUGGCCAAACAAUAUUUAGAUAACUUGAAGAAUGAUGAUUUUGCAGAUGAUGACUUUGAUGCUCAAGAAAUGGAUGAUGAUAUUGUUUCAAGAAGAUUACAAAUGGAUGUUGCCGAAGAUAAAGGUUUUAUUUAUAAAUUCAUCGGUGACAAAGUCUUGUCACAAAUUGAUGAUUGUAAAUUUACCACUACUAGAAUUGGAUCUAAGAAUUUAACUAGUUUAUCGAUAAAUUAUCCAUAUUUAUUUACUGUGUCCAAAGAUAUUGAAUUAAUCAAAUGGAAUAUAUCAAAGGCCAAACCUCAAAGAAUAAAGCACACCAGAGGUGGGCAUCAAUACUUCCAAUUAAAUUCCAAUCCACAAUCAAAUCAUCAUUGGGACCAAAUUAAUUGUAUUGCCACUAGUCCUGAUGGGAAGUACGUAGUUACUGGUGGUAAUGAUGCAAGAUUAAUCAUAUGGUCAAGUGAAAAUUUGACUUGUCUUAAAGUAUUAGAAACAAGAUCAUCGGUUAAUUCAAUUACAUUCCGUCGUAAUACUGAUCAAUUGUAUGCAGCAUGUUCUGAUUUAAGAAUUAGAACUUAUUCAAUUAAUCAAUUUGCUCAAUUGGAAAUAUUAUAUGGACAUCAAGAUAAUAUUAGUGAUAUUAGUAGUUUGGGACGUGAAACCUGUGUAUCGGUUGGAUCAAGAGACAAAACUGCAAUGUUUUGGAAAAUAUCCGAAGAAUCAAGACUUACCUUCCGUGGUGGAGAUUCAACUGAGAAAAAACAUAAAAAGAAAAAGGGACAAGAUGAGGAAAAUGAUGAAUUACCUUUCCAUUCAGAAGGUUCAAUAGACGUAGUUACAAUGUUGGAUGAAUCACAUUUUGUAACUGGUUCUGAUAAUGGGAAUAUUUCGUUAUGGUCAUUAGCUAAAAAGAAGCCAUUAUCUACUAAAAGGUUAGCUCAUGGAUUAUUACCUCAAUUUAAACCAAAUCAAGCAAGCGCUGAAGUAAAUGAAGAUGAAGCUAAUAGACAAAUACCCGAAAGACAACCAUAUUGGAUCACUAGUAUUCAUGCAAUUCCAUAUAGUGAUUUAUUCGUAAGUGGAUCUUAUAGUGGAUCAAUAAAAUUAUGGAAAUUAGAUCAAGAUGGUUUAAGAAAUUUCAAAUUAAUUGGAGAAAUUAAUAAUAUUAAUGGGGUUGUUGUUGAUAUUAAAAGUGCUGAAAUCAAAAAUGAAAAUAAAGUCAGUAUUUAUGCAUUGAUUAGUAAAGAACAUAAAUUUGGUAGAUGGUUAGGUAAAGUACAAGGAGCAAGAAAUUGUCUUGUUCAUUUUGCAUUUGAUAUUUAG